AUGGAAAGAGAAAGGCUGAGACAGACUAAAGAGGGCAGUUCGAUUAGGAUCCAUCACAUGUCAGAGUGGAUAGAUGGAUGGGGUGGCUCCAUAGGGGCGAGACUGGAGCGUGCUGGAGGCGAUCAGCAAAUCAAGCGCAUGGAGACCAUAGCAAUAACGGGGACGCGAGAGAGCGUGGGACGGAACACAAGAUUAUUUAAUCAUAAAUGGAUGGAUGGACGAGAGGAAGAAGUGGACAGCCUCCGGGCGUUCCGGAAGAAGCUUCCUGUAGUCAGUCGCGACGAUUAUUUUCCAGCUUUCAAGCAAUGGAGCAGGAAGGCUGUUAAGUCAGUGGCUGAUCACCAGGAGGAUUUGCUGUUCCGGAGCGGAGCUGAGGGGAGAUUCAACAAGAGAUUGGGUGGAGAGGCAUCGGAGGCCAUCCGUGAAGAGCCACACGGUCCAUGGCCGAAAGCAACAGAGCAAAUGAGAGAGAAGCAAGAUGAUUUGAGGGGGAAUCAAGAUGAAGAUGAAGAUGGAGCACCUCAGGCGCCAAUCAGCUGA
Molecule: messenger RNA, 540 nt
Organism: Aspergillus niger
Lineage: Eukaryota; Fungi; Ascomycota; Eurotiomycetes; Eurotiales; Aspergillaceae
Exons: 6
Coding region: 1-540 (179 amino acids)
Source: RefSeq, a predicted model, not a curated record